Messenger RNA from Vidua chalybeata, 4258 nucleotides. RefSeq names its product ATPase phospholipid transporting 8B2 (gene ATP8B2). Gene Ontology annotation, cellular component: plasma membrane. The coding region runs from base 104 to 3748 and encodes 1214 amino acids. Gene Ontology annotation, molecular function: magnesium ion binding; ATP binding; ATPase-coupled intramembrane lipid carrier activity. Lineage: Eukaryota; Metazoa; Chordata; Aves; Passeriformes; Viduidae. The record is from RefSeq and is a predicted model, not a curated record. Gene Ontology annotation, biological process: Golgi organization; phospholipid translocation. The transcript is spliced from 27 exons.
GGCGCCGCCGCGGCCAUGGGGAGCUGAGGCGGCGGCAGAGGCAGCGGCCCCGGCCCCGGCCCGGCCGCCCGCCCGCUCCCCAUGGGCUGCGGGGCCGCGGGACAUGGAGCGGUGCGCGGCCCGCCGAGCCCCGGAGGAAGAGCGUCGAGUGCGAGCCAACGCGCGGGAGUACAACGAGAAGUUCCAGUACGCAAGCAACUGCAUCAAAACCUCCAAGUACAACAUUGUCACCUUCCUGCCUGUCAACCUCUUCGAGCAGUUCCAGGAAGUGGCCAACACCUAUUUCCUCUUCCUCCUCAUCCUGCAGCUGAUUCCUCAGAUCUCUUCGCUCUCCUGGUUUACCACCAUCGUGCCUUUGGUUCUUGUCUUAACCAUCACAGCUGUCAAAGAUGCCACCGAUGACUAUUUCCGCCAUAAAAGCGACAACCAGGUGAACAACCGGCAGUCUCAGGUCCUGAUCGGUGGAGUCCUUCGGCAGGAGCAGUGGAUGAAUGUCCGCGUUGGAGACAUCAUCAAGUUGGAGAACAACCAGUUUGUGGCGCAGGCUGACCUCCUCCUCCUCUCCAGCAGUGAACCCCAUGGGUUAUGCUACAUAGAGACUGCAGAGCUGGAUGGAGAGACCAACAUGAAGGUGCGUCAGGCCAUCCCCGUCACCGCGGAGCUGGGGGACACCAGCCAGCUGGCUCGCUUUGAUGGUGAGGUGAUCUGUGAGCCCCCCAACAACAAGCUGGACAAGUUUGGUGGGACACUGUACUGGAAGGAGAACAAGUACGCCCUGAGCAACCAGAACAUGCUGCUGCGGGGCUGCGUCCUGCGCAACACUGAGUGGUGCUUUGGCCUCGUCAUCUUUGCAGGACCUGACACAAAACUGAUGCAGAACAGCGGCCGGACCAAAUUUAAGCGGACAAGCAUUGACCGCCUGAUGAACACGCUGGUGCUCUGGAUCUUUGGGUUCCUGGUGUGCAUGGGAGUGAUCCUGGCCAUUGGCAAUGCCAUCUGGGAGCACGAGGUGGGCGUCUGCUUCCAGAUCUACUUGCCCUGGGACGAGGGGGUGCACAGUGCCUUCUUCUCUGGCUUCCUCUCCUUCUGGUCCUACAUCAUCAUCCUCAACACUGUGGUGCCCAUCUCGCUCUAUGUGAGCGUUGAGGUGAUCCGGCUCGGGCACAGCUACUUCAUCAACUGGGACAAGAAGAUGUACUGUGCCAAGCGCCGGACGCCAGCUGAAGCCCGCACCACCACCCUCAACGAGGAGCUGGGGCAGGUGGAGUACAUCUUCUCUGACAAGACUGGCACCCUUACCCAGAAUAUCAUGGUCUUCAGCAAGUGCUCUGUGAACGGGCACAGCUACGGUGAGCGCCAGAUGCCAGAGCCAGGUGAUGUGCAGGACGUGCUAGGUCACAAGGCAGAGCUGGGAGAGAGGCCAGAGCCAGUAGACUUCUCCUUCAACCCACUGGCAGACCCACGGUUCCAGUUCUGGGACCCCAGCCUACUGGAAGCCGUCAAGCUGGGAGACUUCCACGUGCACGAGUUCUUCCGCCUGCUUUCGCUCUGUCACACCGUCAUGUCCGAGGAGAAGAGCGAAGGGGAGCUGUUGUACAAGGCACAGUCCCCAGAUGAGGGAGCGCUGGUCACAGCUGCCAGAAACUUUGGCUUUGUGUUCCGGUCCCGCACGCCCAAGACCAUCACAGUGCAUGAGCUGGGUCAAGCCAUCACCUACCAGCUGCUGGCCAUCCUGGACUUCAACAACAUCCGCAAGCGCAUGUCCGUCAUCGUCCGCAGCCCUGAGGGCAAGAUCCGGCUGUACUGCAAAGGCGCUGACACCAUCCUGCUGGAGCGGCUGCACCCCGUCAACCAGGACCUGAGCAGCAUCACCACCGACCACCUCAACGAGUACGCUGGUGAGGGGCUGCGGACACUGGUGCUGGCUUACAAAGACCUGGAGGAGAGCUACUACAAGGACUGGUCCGAGCGGCUGCAUCGAGCUGGCAGCGCCCCUGAGGCCCGUGAGGAUCACCUGGCUCGGCUCUACGAUGAGGUGGAGCACGAUAUGAUGCUGCUUGGAGCCACGGCCAUUGAGGACAAACUGCAGCAGGGGGUCCCCGAAACCAUUGCCAUCCUGACGCUGGCCAACAUCAAGAUCUGGGUGCUGACAGGGGACAAGCAGGAAACAGCUGUGAACAUCGGCUACUCCUGCAAGAUGCUGACAGAUGACAUGACAGAGGUGUUUGUGGUCACAGGCCACACUGUGCUGGAGGUGCGAGAGGAGCUAAGGAAAGCCCGGGAGAAGAUGAUGGAUGCGUCGCGUUCUGUGUGCAAUGGCUUCUCCUACCAGGAGAAACUCUCCUCCAAGCUUACCUCCGUGCUGGAAGCCAUCGCAGGCGAAUACGCCCUGGUCAUCAAUGGGCACAGCCUGGCCCAUGCACUGGAGGCAGACAUGGAGGUGGAAUUCCUGGAGACAGCGUGUGCCUGCAAGGCCGUUAUCUGCUGCCGUGUCACACCCCUGCAGAAAGCCCAGGUGGUGGAGCUGGUGAAGAAGUACAAGAAAGCCGUCACUUUGGCCAUUGGGGAUGGGGCCAACGAUGUCAGCAUGAUCAAGACUGCCCACAUUGGCGUGGGCAUCAGUGGGCAGGAAGGCAUCCAGGCCGUGCUGGCCUCCGACUACUCCUUCUCCCAGUUCAAGUUCCUACAGCGUCUGCUCCUGGUGCAUGGGCGCUGGUCCUACCUGCGCAUGUGCAAGUUUCUUUGCUACUUCUUCUAUAAGAACUUCGCCUUCACCAUGGUCCACUUCUGGUUUGGCUUCUUCUGCGGCUUCUCAGCACAGUGUACGACCAGUACUUUAUCACACUGUACAACAUCGUCUACACGUCGCUGCCUGUGCUCGCUAUGGGUGUCUUUGACCAGGCUGCUCCUGCCCAGGGCUAAAGGGAGGUGCCCACGCCCCCAGGACGUGCCAGAGCAGCGGAGCAUGGAGUACCCUAAACUCUACGAGCCUGGGCAGCUGAACCUGCUCUUCAACAAGCGGGAGUUCUUCAUCUGCAUUGCCCAGGGCAUCUACACGUCCAUCCUCAUGUUCUUCAUCCCCUACGGUGUCUUCGCUGAUGCCACUCGUGAUGACGGUGCCCAGCUGGCCGACUACCAAUCCUUCGCCGUCACUGUCGCCACCUCCCUCGUGAUUGUCGUCAGUGUGCAGAUCGGGUUAGACACAGGAUUCUGGACGGCCAUCAACCACUUCUUCAUCUGGGGCAGCCUGGCCGCCUACUUCGCCAUCCUCUUCACCAUGCACAGCGACGGCCUCUUCCGGAUGUUCCCCAACCAGUUCCGCUUUGUGGGUAACGCGCAGAACACGCUGGCCCAGCCCACGGUCUGGCUGACCAUUGCCCUCACCGCCGUAGUCUGUAUCGUGCCCGUUGUGGCCUUUCGCUUCCUUAAGCUGGACCUGAAACCAGAGCUCUCGGAUACGGUGCGCUACACGCAGCUGGUACGGAAGAAGCAGAAGACGCAGCACCGGUGCAUGCGGCACGCGGGGCGCGCGGGCUCACGCCGCUCUGGCUAUGCCUUCUCCCAUCAGGAGGGUUUCGGGGAGCUCAUCAUGUCUGGCAAGAACAUGCGGCUUAGCUCCUUGGCACUCUCCAGCUUUGCCCCCCGCCCCAGCACCAGCUGGAUUGACACCCUGCGGAAGAAGAAGGGCUGCGAGGGCAGCAGUGCCGGCAGCCCCAGUGGUGCAGCCGACAAGACUCUCAGGGUGUGAGGCUGGAGGGAGCCACAUCUCCUCCAGUGCAGCUGGGGGCUCCCCUCCUCUGCCCCUGGCCCUGGGGAGGGCAAAGCCCCUUGUCCAGCAGUGUCAGAGCAGAGGUGAUAUGUGGGGGUCAGUGCUGAGGUUUGGAGGAGUCUGGACUGUCGCCUUCUAGCCAAAAAAUACAGCCUUUCCCUCCCCGGGGAGGGUGGGUGGAUGGAUGGAUGGAUGGAUGGAUGGAUGGAUGGAUGGAUGGAUGGAUGGAUAUCAUCACCAUCAGCCCCCCCCCCACCUCCCCUUUCACUCCUCCAUCAGUAUUCAAUUCCACUGAGUGCAAACGCCCCAUCACACAUGAAUGUAUCGUACCAGAGGUGCAGGGCUCUGGGAGGACUCUGUGGACUGUGGCCUCUCUGUGCCCUUCACCCACGUGUCUUUUUUUUUAUAUAAACAAAACAAAACAAAACAAAAAAAAAAGACCCCCCCCCCCCAAAAAAUAGUAACCAAAACAAAAAGGUAAGGAAAAAC